AUGGCUCAGCAGAGAGGCCCUUCCUACGGCCUGGGCGCCGGUGGUCCCGCGUCUUUUGGCGGCCCGAGUGCGGACAACUCCGAGUCCAGCCCUCUGGACAUGAUCCGUCAACAGACGAGCAAGAUUGAGGACCUCUUGGACUCUGUGAGCGAGCCAAUCAAGCCUUAUCUGCCCGCCAUUGGUCGCUUCCUGAUUGUCGUUACCUUCCUCGAGGAUGCCCUCAGAAUCGUCACCCAAUGGAGCGACCAGCUCCUCUACCUCCACGACUACCGCCACAUUCCCAACGGUAUCACGCACCUUUUCCUCAUCGUCAACGUCCUCGCCAUGCUCGCCUGCUCCACGCUCGUCAUCAUCCGCAAGUACUCCGACUACGCCGUUGCCGGCCUCAUGGCAGUCGUCACCACCCAGGCUCUGGGGUACGGCUUGAUCUUCGACCUUAACUUCUUCCUGCGCAACCUGUCCGUCAUUGGCGGUCUCUUGAUGGUGCUUUCCGACUCGUGGGUCCGCAAGACCAAGGCAUUCGCCGGCCUGCCCCAGCUUGACGAGAAGGACCGCAAGAUGUACUUCCAGCUUGCCGGCCGCGUCUUGCUCAUCUUCCUCUUUGUCGGCUUCGUCUUCAGCGGCUCGUGGUCCGUCUGGCGCAUCAUCACCUCCAUCAUCGGCUUCGUCGCCUGCGUCAUGGUCGUCGUCGGCUUCAAGGCCAAGUUCAGCGCCACCCUGCUCGUCCUCAUUCUCAGCAUCUUCAACAUUCUCGUGAACAACUUCUGGACUCUCCACGAGCACCACCCCCACAAGGACUUCGCCAAGUACGAUUUCUUCCAGAUCCUCUCCAUCGUCGGAGGUCUCCUCCUGCUCGUCAACGCCGGCCCCGGCCAGUUUUCCAUCGACGAGAAGAAGAAGGUCUACUAA
This is a messenger RNA of Colletotrichum higginsianum IMI 349063, 909 nucleotides long. RefSeq names its product SURF4 family protein. The transcript has 4 exons. NCBI's taxonomy places the organism in Eukaryota, Fungi, Ascomycota, Sordariomycetes, Glomerellales, Glomerellaceae. The coding region runs from base 1 to 909 and encodes 302 amino acids. The record is from RefSeq and is a predicted model, not a curated record. Gene Ontology annotation, cellular component: endoplasmic reticulum; membrane; endoplasmic reticulum-Golgi intermediate compartment. Gene Ontology annotation, biological process: Golgi organization.